UGAUGGCAUAGUUGCAUCAGCUGCGCGAUUCACCUGCGACACUCGUCGCUAUAGGUUAUGUUACCGAAUUCUCUUUUACGCAGUAGCAGUCGAGCGCCGCAGUGUUGGUGAAAAGGGGGCUUCCCUGUCACUCCUACCAUCUCGGCUUUUAUUUCGAGUACCAAUGAUGCCAGUGUGCAGCAAGUCGUACGUGGUCGACUUUGCGCUGAGUCUGAAUUUUCCGAGAAACGAAAUAAGUAAACAAGAGCCUUGCGAAAGCAGAAGCUCGUUCCGCCUCUGCUGUUAAUUGUGUGUCGACCACCUCCGUGCACGGCAACCUCGUCGUGAACGAGCAGUUAUACAAUGGAGAAAUCGAAAAUAGAUGAAUUGAAGGCAGCCGUGUACUGGUUGGCAGUCAACUAUCAGCAAAACUUCUAUGAGGUCAGCAGCGACUGGAAUAAGUACAAGAUAGAUGAACACCAGUACCUCAAAAAUUACAUAGGAUAUGCGCUUUACGGCCCUCCUGAGUAUGAGGAAUUAUGUGGAGAUACCGAAGAUGGUGCUUAUAUUUAUAAAGAGAAUGGAGCAAUGCAGUUAAUAGACACUAUUUAUGAUAAGAUAGUCGAGCAUGGAACCCAAAUGACUGAGGAAAAGGAGGUGCUUUGCAGUAUAUUGUACACAUGUAUUUACGAUGAAGGUUCCUUACCAAAUUGUGAUGAGCAUAAAUUGCACGAGCUUGUAUUCAUUAGGCCAGUAUUCAAAAUACAGAAAAAUAUUAAGGAGAAAAAGGAAGUCAAGCUCAAAGCUUGGUACAUCGACACAGAAGCAAGAGUAUACAAAAAUUGGAAUGACUUCCUCAAAAAUAAUAACAUGCCAACAUGCAUUAUGAUAGCCCCCAAAGAUGGAAUUUAUCAAGCAGAUUUAAAAGAAGUUUGGUCUGACAAAACAUCUACUGUGUGGGUGGAGACGCAUAGCAAUAAUGCAACUAGAAAAUACACCAGUGCAGUAGAUGUAGCAAGUACUCUUGUAAAUUUUGGAUGUGUUGGCAUUGGCAUUGCUGCCAUGUUUAACCCGAUUUCUGCUCCAGUUGCCAUUGCAGGUGCAGUAGGAGGAGCUGUAUCCGGAGUAUGGGGCGGAGGUCGAGCCAUAGGUGAAUUAGUCGAUCGCGGCUCCCAUGACCAAUCAAUCAGUGUCAUCAACAAGCACGCUCUACCAGCUUGGCUUGGAGUAGCAGGUAGUACUUUAGGAUUAGCAGCGAGCAGUGGUUCUGCUCUUCUAUCCAGGGCCAUACGCACAGGCACCAGUGUAGGCAAGAGUGCCCAGAUUGCCCAUGACGCGAUCAUGAUCAGCAAUCUAUUCAUCAACUCCGUGGGCGUUGGCUACAAUUCUCUCAACAUGGUACAGAAGUACCGAGAAACCGGAGAAGUAUCCGCCAAAGACAUAUUCUUCCUGACCGCACACGUACUGUUCAUCUGUAACUCCGCUGUGAAAAUGAGACUAGCCUCGGAAAUCAUCAAGUCGGACCAAAAUCAAAUUCUCAAAGACUAUGAGGACAGUCUUCGCAGCAAUAGGCAUCGCAAGGAAUUCCGUCGUCUUGUCAGAAACACCGGAACCAACAUAGCCGACAAGGUUCACCGAAACGAGCAGAUCAUCCGAUCCCUAACGAAGAUCAGCAACAAGGAUGAGUUUUUCGCUACCAUGGUGCAAAACCGCAAGAUCUUUGCGACGGCGGGCACUCAGCUUUCCUUCGCCGAUGGCCAAGUGCAGGUCAAUGGAGUGACGCUCAUUAGUCCAUCCACGUUUGCGUCCAUGUCAAAGGACAACCUUAUGGCUCUAAUUAAUCAAGGAUCAGAAAGCAAUCCUUCAAUGCAGGCCAGCACAAGCAUGUCCAGCGGCACCUUCAUGUCGGCAAAUGUACUCAAGGCAGGAAUGUCUAGGGUUCGGGACUUCUACGUGCAGAAGUCGGUGUCGUCCUCGGUGCCGCUGGAAACACACACUACCGAAUACAAGGGCAUCAUCAACGAACUUCAGAACCUCCCGGAAAAGUCCAAGAUAUUUGGACUGCUGUUGCAAACAGGUUUAUGCAUUGCGAAAAAAAUCUGCCAGCGAGGAAACUACACCGAGGACGAUCUGCUCGCAGACACCACCAACUUCAUCUGGAAUGUGGCGAAACUGAAUGUUGCGAAUCACCUACCCGGUAUCAAUAUAUACGAUGCCAAGUACCAGGAUAUCAUCAUGAGGAUCGUGAAGGCGACUCACGACUACGUCAAGGCAAACUGCAGCGAGUGGGCCAACGCCUUCCGCAAAUACAUGAAUCAAGGACAUUUAGAUUCGGGAAUCGAAGAAGAGCUUUUUAAGAGCUCGGAUAAUAUAGAAUUGUGCAGGCAUUUGAGCAACGAGUCGCAGAACUCUUACAACGACAUUGAGAUGAUGGACCCAGCAGAGGUGAUGUCUCUGCCGAUAGAGGUUUCAACGAUAAUAGUGCAGGAAUCGUUGGAGUCCACUGGCUCGAAAAUGAACGAGGACACCCGCCCCCCUAAGGAAAUGCUCAAGCUCUGCGAAACCGAGCUAAGCGACUUUUUCAUGAAGCAUCCAACUUCCCUAGAUUUUAAAUUAUCAGAAUUGCCGAAUGAAUUAAAGGGCAUCCUGCUAGAUCUAAAGGAUUUUGAGAGAAAGAAUAUCAUAUUCUACAAGCUGCUGAUCAUCGCCAUUAACAUCACGCAAGGCGCCGAGGAGGAGGACGCACCUCUAAAGAAGGAUACGCUGGUGAACGUCAUGCAAUGUCUGUGGAUCUUCGUCAACAUGAACUUCAGUGAGAUCAUGCCGAACGUCUGCAUGUUCAACGGCGAAUACGAGGGCUUCGUCAUGAACAUUGUCAUCAGGUUGUAUAAAUACCAGAUAACCCAACCGAAGAAGUGGUUAAGUGCCUUCCAUGAGUAUCGAGCAAAAUUCGGCAAACAGUGAGAGAAAAUAAUUGAAAUGUGAUAGCGCAAUGCGAAUUUUGUUAAUUUAUUAAAGUAGGAUAUUAAUUGUAUAUGCACCAACGCCAAUUAGGAAACAAAUUAAAACUGUAGUAUAUAAUUGAUUAGGCGCAUACUUGAGACAAAUUUUGUACAAUAUCACGUUGAUUUUGAUAUUUACAUCAGAAAAUUCGAAAUAUCGUAGGUAUGAGUGCAAAAGGUUGUGCACGAUUACUUUUACUGCAAUGUAUGAAUUACUGCUUUUUAUAGCGGAGAAUUUGCGUACCUGUUAUGAUUGUUGUACUCUAUUUCUAAGUUAUUAAAUUAGCUUUGGCACGCGAAAAAAUCGCUAAACGAAUUCCAAGUCAGCUAUUAUUUGAUAAACUAAGAAACAACUCUAAUCAAAGAAGUAGAUGUUAAAACUCCAAAACUAGUUUAGGAAAAAAAGUAAUGGGUAAAUCGAGCUUUCAAUCUGAAAUCGAUUCAAAUAUUUUUUUAUGAGGCCAGAACAAUCUUAAACUUGCACAACAAAGAUACAUAUCAUAUUUUAUAUCUAACUUUACGUUUAGUCAAUAAUAGCUGUCUUUAUAUGCUUCUACACAGACGAAAGAAAUGGAUAUUAUACGUAUAUAUACACAGUGUUGGAUAAUUUGCUUAGCGCUUACAUUAGACAUAAAAGCACGAAAUUAUAUACAUGAUUUGUACAAUGAGAAAGCCGCUUGGUUUUGUAUAACUUUUUGUAGACUGUAUUGUAUAAACUCCAAUAAACACGUACGAUUGUGUAACUUCGACUCA
This is a messenger RNA of Nasonia vitripennis (jewel wasp), 3734 nucleotides long. RefSeq lists its product as uncharacterized. The record is from RefSeq and is a predicted model, not a curated record. The transcript has 4 exons. NCBI's taxonomy places the organism in Eukaryota, Metazoa, Arthropoda, Insecta, Hymenoptera, Pteromalidae. The coding region runs from base 343 to 2943 and encodes 866 amino acids.